Saccharomyces mikatae IFO 1815 is the source of this 2130-nucleotide messenger RNA. It is a transcript of the gene EXO1, whose product is annotated as Rad2 family nuclease EXO1. The record is from RefSeq and is a predicted model, not a curated record. The transcript has a single exon. NCBI's taxonomy places the organism in Eukaryota, Fungi, Ascomycota, Saccharomycetes, Saccharomycetales, Saccharomycetaceae. Gene Ontology annotation, cellular component: nucleus. Gene Ontology annotation, molecular function: DNA binding; 5'-flap endonuclease activity; 5'-3' DNA exonuclease activity. Gene Ontology annotation, biological process: mismatch repair; DNA recombination; DNA double-strand break processing. Bases 1 to 2130 code for a protein of 709 amino acids.
AUGGGUAUCCAGGGUCUUCUUCCUCAGUUAAAGUCCAUUCAAAAUCCAGUGUCACUACGUAGAUAUGAAGGAGAGGUAUUAGCCAUUGAUGGAUAUGCGUGGCUACAUAGAGCUGCCUGCUCCUGCGCUUAUGAACUUGCAAUGGGAAAACCGACUGAUAAAUACUUACAAUUUUUUAUAAAACGAUUUAGUCUAAUGAAAACUUUUAAAGUUGAACCGUACUUGGUGUUUGAUGGAGAUGCCAUUCCAGUCAAAAAGUCGACAGAAUUUAAAAGAAGGGAUAAGAGACAAGAAAACAAAGCCAUUGCUGAAAGACUAUGGGCCUGCGGAGAAAAAAAAAAUGCAAUGGACUAUUUCCAAAAAUGUGUUGACAUAACGCCUGAAAUGGCAAAAUGCAUUAUAUGCUACUGUAAGCUUAACGGUAUUCGCUACAUUGUAGCCCCAUUCGAGGCAGACUCUCAAAUGGUAUACUUAGAACAGAAGAACAUUGUGCAGGGAAUAAUUUCUGAGGACUCUGACCUUCUCGUCUUUGGAUGCCGACGUCUUGUUACCAAGUUGAAUGAUUAUGGAGAAUGUUUGGAAAUAUGCCGCGAUAACUUUAUUAAACUCCCAAAGAAGUUUCCAUUGGGAUUGUUAACUAAUGAUGAAAUUAUAACCAUGGUUUGUUUAUCUGGUUGUGAUUAUACCAAUGGAAUUCCCAAGGUUGGCUUAAUCACUGCAAUGAAAUUGGUUAGACGAUUUAACACAAUAGAAAGAAUAAUUCUUAGUAUACAGAGAGAGGGGAAGCUGACAAUUCCGGAAGCAUACAUCGGUGAGUACGAAGCUGCUGUCUUGGCAUUUCAAUUUCAAAGGGUAUUUUGUCCUAUCCGGAAGAAGAUAGUGAGCUUGAAUGAAGUUCCACUGCACUUGAGAGAUACUGAAGAUAAACGAAAGAAGCUCUGUGAGUGCAUUGGUCAUGUCGUUCACAGAGAUACUCAGAUGAAACAAAUAGUACAUUUUGAUAACGAUAUAGAUCACGAUUUGCAUUUUAAAAUUGCUCAAGGAGAUUUGAAUCCAUAUGAUUUCCACCAGCCGCUAGCUAAUAGAGAGCACAAAUUACAAUUAGUAUCCAAGUCGAAUUUGGAAUUCGGUAAAACCAAUAUCAAUACCUCUGAAGUCAAAAGUAAACCAAUAGAAUCAUUUUUCCACAAAAUGACAAGAGUAGAUUGUACUCCUAAAGUUGUAAAUAACGUCCAUAGUUUAAAACAAGUGGAAGAUAAACUGACAAUGACAAUUAAACGCAGAAAAUUAGGUAAUGUCAAUGCAGUUCACGAAACUUUACAAGAUACAAGGAGCAAGUUUUUUAAUAGGCCUUCUGUGGUUACUAUCAAAGAUUUUGAAAAAGAAGGUGAAUCACAUGAUUUUAAAGAGGGAGCAAACUCUCAGUCUUUAGUGGAAGCCAUUCCUGAGUCCCAGUUAUCUACACAAGUACCUAGUUCCUUUGUUACAACAAAUCUAGAAGCUGAUGAUAACCUAAGUGAAAACGUUUCUGAAGUUGUUAGUGAAUUGGAAGAAGAUCCGAGAAUUCUUCAAGGUCAUGAAAAAGAGGUCAUCAGCAGUGGGGGGAUCUAUAGCACUGACAAUGACGAUGAUAAUUACGAUAGUAGUGAUACUACUGAGGAUUAUAGUGAAAUUGUUGAACAAAAGAUUCCUACAAGCAGUACUAGUUCAAUUCAUGGCUCGUCCCAGAGGAAUAUAUCGGGAUGCACAACGGUCUUACAAAAAUUUAGAUAUUCUUCAUCAUUCAGUGGAGCAAUUGCUAACAGACAACCGCUUUAUCCUCGACAUGUUAAUCAGAAAAAUAAAGGAAUGGUAUAUGUCAAUCAAAACAGAGAUGGUAGUCAUGAGAGUAACAAAGAUAAAAACCAAACCAUUCAAAGGCCAUCAUUACGGAAAAGUCUCAUCGGUGCUAGGUCCCAAAGAAUUGUCAUUAGCACAAAAAGUGUCGAUGAAAAGAAGUCAUACAAUUCAUCACCCAUUUUGCAUGAGGAAAGUAACAAAAGAGAAAUUGAAGCUAGCAAGUCAAGCCAAACUCGGCCGGCAGUUAGGUCCAUCUCUUUACUUUCCCAAUUUGUUUACAAAGGUAAAUAA